AGAUCUUCUUCAAAUCGCAUCGUCAUAAUACAGGGGCAAACAUUGCAACUGAACAUCUCCUUGAAAGGAACAGAUGAUACUAUGCCAAUGCUGGUGUUUCUUGAUUGGAACUUUCGCGCUGACAAAUCGAAUUUUGAGAAGCGACUACUUUCUGUCACAUGGGAUCGAGGCCACGUUGUGUCUGAAGAGUUUUACGAUGACCGAGCAUCGAUACUGGACAGCGCAAGUUUGGUACUUGUUGAUACAACUUCGUCAGAUAGUGGGAUCUAUUGGUGCAAUGUGUUUUCUCUACCAUCGCAACAUUAUCCUGUGUUGCACUUUAAUGUUACAGUUCAAGGAAAUCCAACGGCAGAAAUGAGAUGCCCCGAAAGAGUAAAUGUCCCACAAGGGAUGAAUUUUUCAUGCUGGUGUUUUGCGCACAGUCGUUAUUUUACUCCAAAAUCCUUCUGGCAAAUGGACGGAGCUCCUCCGUUUCUGGAUGGAAGGAGGAGAGACGGAGGUGUUGAACUGUUUCUUCAAGAUGUUCAAAAUCACAUGACUGGAACGUACAUAUGCAGAGCACAGCUUCACUCCAUGAUAGUUGAAAAGAAAUUGACAUUAUCAGUUCUCUAUGCUCCAAAGAUCCGUUCAUUCAACGGAAAGCUUCUCGAAGAUAAGUCAAUGAAGAUGACCUGCCUUGCGGACGGUCUGCCUAAACCAACUUAUGUUAUCAAACUUUCAAAUGGUUUGUCCUACACUGCCGAUAUUUCUGGAGUGAUUGUUAUAAAGGAUUACAAAGUUAUAGUUAAUACAACUUAUGUUUGCAUUGCGAAGAACAGUCAGGGUGAAGAUCAGUGGCGGUUGAAUGGAAUUCUAACUAUUUCCAAAGAUGGGACGGCCGGAAAUCAAAAAUCCUUCCUUCAACAGUAUGUGUGGUAUAUUGUCGGUGGUGCCGCAUUAAUUGGGAUAUUAUUGGGGUUUUUGCUGUUGAGAAUAUAUCAGUCAUCUGACUGCAGGAAAUCUGAAGAAGAAGCGGAGCAAAACGACCAAAAUUCCCCGGUGUAUAUUGAUCCUGCCACUCUGCCUAUUUCCCAAGGCCGAAAGAUGGACCCCCUGAAUUAUAUUGAUGUGCAUGUAUUACCAAGCAUCCCGCAGGGGGGAGCGAAUGACAAUAUGGCGGUCUAUGUUGAUCCAGAUACCGUUGUUUCCUCGAGAGAGAGGCUGGGGGAAACGAGAGCGGGUGAGAACCAGAAUCUUAGGGAAACACAGGCAAGGAAGCCCCCGGAAGAUGAUGAUCGGGUGUAUCAGUCACCAGAUGAGUCACUGACAGACGAUGGUGGGGAGGAAUCCGAAGAAAAUCAGGCGGAAGAAGAAGUUCAGGCAAACUCCGAAACCGAGACAACAACAAAGAAAAAAUGCCCGCCGCGCGUUCUUACAAAGCCUCGCGCAAACACAGAACCAAUGCUAGGAUACCAAGAUCUUGAUAGCUCAGAUGAGAUUGAAGAAAACUUCUAUCAUAGUUUAAGAUCAGCGAAUAGCGGUCAUGCGAAAUCUCAUUAUUAUGUUAAUGAGCGAGUCAAGGUGAAGGAUUAAAUAUCGUUUUCGGAGAAUUAUAACUAACCACUGAUUAAAAUGUACAUCAACAAACUCAAUCACUUCAAGAGCUGUAGUUUCUGUUUAUUCAGCGAGUUCUAUACUCUAAGUUUCGCACUUUACAUAUUCCGUUUCGUCAUGAUUUCAA
Messenger RNA from Dendronephthya gigantea, 1720 nucleotides. RefSeq lists its product as uncharacterized. Gene Ontology annotation, cellular component: adherens junction. Lineage: Eukaryota; Metazoa; Cnidaria; Anthozoa; Malacalcyonacea; Nephtheidae. The transcript has 4 exons. Gene Ontology annotation, biological process: homophilic cell-cell adhesion; heterophilic cell-cell adhesion. The record is from RefSeq and is a predicted model, not a curated record. The coding region runs from base 82 to 1572 and encodes 496 amino acids.